Zea mays is the source of this 1391-nucleotide messenger RNA. RefSeq lists its product as uncharacterized. The coding region runs from base 20 to 1186 and encodes 388 amino acids. NCBI's taxonomy places the organism in Eukaryota, Viridiplantae, Streptophyta, Magnoliopsida, Poales, Poaceae. Gene Ontology annotation, cellular component: cytosol. The record is from RefSeq and is a predicted model, not a curated record. Gene Ontology annotation, biological process: purine nucleoside catabolic process. Gene Ontology annotation, molecular function: purine nucleosidase activity. The transcript is spliced from 10 exons.
UGCUUGGCCAGUUGGCCACAUGCCUUGCCUUGCCUUUGCCUACCUGUUGAUCGAGCCGAGCGAGCAGGGAGAGACACGGCACCGAGUGAGGCCGCCGCAUCCUCCUCCUCUCCGAUCCUCCAGUCCGCCUGCUGCCUGCCUCAACGGAUCGACGCGACAGGAGGGAGGGAGGAAGGAGACGGUCGAUCAGAGUCUGAGACGGAGGCCGAUCCACCACCGCAGCGACGAGCGGGAGGAGAUGAAGAUCAUCAUUGACACGGAUCCCGGCAUCGAUGACAGCGUGGCCAUCCUGAUGGCAUUCCAGAUGCCGGGCGUCCAGGUCCUAGGGCUCACCACCAUCUUCGGAAACUGCACCACAGAGCAUGCCACACGCAACGCCUUGAUCCUGUGCGAGAAGGCAAGCCAUCUAGAGGUCCCAGUAGCUGAGGGCAGCCAUGAGCCUCUCAAGGGAGGAAAGCCGCACGUUGCUGACUUCGUUCAUGGACCUGAUGGCCUCGGGAACGUAGAUCUUCCUGAUCCCACUAUCAAGAAAGUGGAGGAAAGUGCUACCGACUUCUUGGUUGAUAAGGUCUCGCGAUUUCCUGGAGAGGUCUCUGUGCUCGCCUUGGGUCCUCUGACAAACAUAGCAUUGGCCAUCAAGAAGGAUCCCUCAUUCGUGAAAAACGUUAAGAAGAUCGUUGUGCUGGGUGGAGCGUUCUUUGCGGCUGGAAAUGCCACUCCUUCCGCUGAAGCAAAUAUCCACAGUGAUCCGGAGGCAGCCGACAUGGUUUUCACUUCUGGGGCGGACAUCUACGUCGUUGGCCUCAACAUCACAACGCAAGUCAGCUUCACAGAUAAGGAUCUCCUGGAGCUAAGAAACUCGCAAGGGAAGUACGCACAGUUCCUAUGUGAUGUAUGCAAGUUCUACUUGGACUGGCACACCGAGUCUUAUGGUGCUCCUGUGAUUUUCCUCCACGAUCCGGUCAGCUUUGCCGCGCUAGUUCGUCCGGAGCUGUUCACGUUCAAGAAGGGCGUGGUGAGGGUGGAGACGCAGGGCAUCUGCGUCGGGCAUACUUCCAUGGACAUGUUGCUGAAGAAGUGGAACUCAGAGAACCCGUGGACUGGCUACUCACCGAUUUCGGUCGCAUGGACGGUCGAUGUGCCCAAGGUGGUCGCGUUUGUGAAGGAGCUCGUCACCAAGCCGUGAACCAAGUUAACUAACGUGUUGUGGUCUCGCGCACCAGAUGUGCAGCAAAUUUGAGAUGUCGAUAUAUUUACUCACAUUCGAAGCACUGCAAACACUAUUAUCUCAAUAGUUGGUUCCUGUGGAGGAUUGCAAAUCAAUUUGAGAUGUUUUAAAUUGCAGCAUGUGCCUUCGGCCAUUGAAUGGUAUGAUGUUUUUUUUUUCUUCA